This is a messenger RNA of Sesamum indicum (sesame), 2465 nucleotides long. It is a transcript of the gene MGT10, whose product is annotated as magnesium (Mg) transporter 10. Gene Ontology annotation, cellular component: chloroplast envelope. The record is from RefSeq and is a predicted model, not a curated record. Gene Ontology annotation, molecular function: magnesium ion transmembrane transporter activity. Gene Ontology annotation, biological process: magnesium ion transport. NCBI's taxonomy places the organism in Eukaryota, Viridiplantae, Streptophyta, Magnoliopsida, Lamiales, Pedaliaceae.
GACAAAACGAUCACAAACAAACGGUCCCGUUAUGUUACUGCAUGCAACAGGUGGAAGCCGCUUCGCCACAACAAUCGACAGCCCAUUCUCAGCCACCAGCCUCAUCGUCCCUUUCUCUCUCUAAAACAUCGCUCCACCUAUACAUACACAUAUACAUACACCCCUCCACAUGCGAAUCCAGUUCGAUUGGAUUUUCUUCCCGUAAUUGCAGUGUACGUUGAUGUAGAGUGAGAAUCUCACGCUCGCAUGUAGUGCUCGCUGCUAAAAAAUGGCGUCUUCUACUCCGAUUUCAUCACACUGUUCUCCGAAUUUGUUGCAGUUGCCGCUUCACUCCCCGCAGUUUCGCUUGAUUCUGGCCGGGAUUUCUCUGUCGCGGGGGAAAUGUGACUCUUCUCGCAAGUUGUUGUUGCAGCAGCAACAACGGAGUUGGGAUCCACUGCGACCGGUGGCAGCUAAGGAAGUUGGCAUCAAGUGUUUUGCGGAGCCGGCGGAGGAGACACGGAGUGUGGAGGGAGUUGUCUUGGAUAAAGAUGGGGAUGAUGGGGACAGCGAUGACGUAACAGUCGAGGAGGUGAUUGGUCAGGAGUUCUCCAAUGGUUCUGCCGGUUCUCAGAGGAUACCCGCCUCUGGGGAUUCUCUCUCCCUUGGAAUUCGCGAGCCUGUCUAUGAGGUCGUCGAAGUAAGGUCUAAUGGUAUGGUAUCUACAAGGAAAAUAAAUCGAAGACACUUGUUAAAAUCGAGUGGUCUUCGACCUCGGGACGUUAGGAGCGUUGAUCCAUCACUGUGGUUAACCAACUCGAUGCCUUCAUUGCUGGUACGUGAGUACGCAAUUCUGCUGAAUUUGGGUUCUCUACGGGCAAUUGCAAUGCAAGAACGUGUUUAUAUAUUCAACUACAACCGUAAAGGUGGAAAAGCUUUCAUUGAUACAUUGUUACCCCGCUUAAAUCCAAAGCACAUAAAUGGAGGUCCCUCGAUGCCAUUUGUCCUUGAGGUGGUUGAGGCUGCGCUACAUUCUCGAAUACAACGUUUGGAGCGGAGAUUAAUGGAUUUAGAACCACGUGUGCAAGCUUUACUUGAGGUUCUUCCUAACCGAUUGACCGCUGAUAUAUUGGAGGAACUUCGAAUUAGCAAGCAGACAUUGGUUGAAUUGGGUUCACGGGCCGGGGCUCUUAAACAAAUGCUGCUUGAUAUCCUUGAGGACACUCAUGAAAUACGGCGAAUUUGUAUUAUGGGGAGAAACUGCACUCUUAUGAAAAAUGAUGAGGUGGAAUGUUCAGUUCCCUUGGAAAAGGAGAUAGCCGAGGAAGAGGAGGAAGAAAUUGAAAUGCUUUUGGAAAAUUACCUCCAGAGAUGUGAAUCUUGUCAUGGUCAAGCAGAGAGGCUUCUUGAUUCAGCAAAAGAGAUGGAAGAUUCAAUUGCUGUUAACCUCAGCUCCCGGAGGCUAGAGGUGAGUAGAGUGGAACUUCUUCUUCAGGUCGGGACAUUUUGUGUAGGAGUUGGCGCACUAAUUGCAGGUAUAUUUGGCAUGAACUUGAGGUCAUAUCUUGAGGAAAAUCUGUUUGCCUUUUGGGGAACAACAGCAGGAAAUUUUGUUGGUGCUGUCCUUGGAUUUUUUCUGAUGUAUGCCUACCUCAGGAAAAGGAAAAUUUUAUGAGCACAUAGCAUAUAGUUGUUGCGCAGUUUAACACAUUUAGGAAGCUCCAGAUACUGUCGUUGGAGGAUGAACACCAGAUAUCACUAGUAUAUCUUUAUAUCUUUUUGGGAAGUCCAUGGUUCCUCGUUCCAUAGGAGACAUGAAAUCAUCAUUGUGGUUGACCUGCUGGCUGCAUUCAGCAACAAACAAUUGGAAGUAUCUGCAAGAUAAUUGUGUAAAGCCAUUAGUGAAAGAGCAUCACCUAGUUCAUGGUUGUAAAUGAAACUGAUGCAGGUAUUGCAGUCAUUCAUCUCUACUCUUUGCGCAAGAUCAGAGUCCACUUGUGUGCUUGCCAAAUUGCUUUCCGUUACCAGAGGUUAGAAGCAGGCCAUUGACCCUAUGUAGGUAAGAUGCUGGUGCUCGUGAUGCCUCUUGGAAAUUUUUUUGUACAAUGAUCAACGAAAAUUGGACCAGUGGAGAUUUUUCUGGAAGCAGAUAAUUUAUUGCGUUAGAUGAGUGCUUUGCAGUUGCAGUGCCAUCUCGAAUUGACUGAAUUUUGGGAGCAUCAGCGGAAGAUGCACGACACUGUAAAACUGAAUGUGACUUGGAAUACCAACAUAGCUGAAUUGUAUCCAUGCGAGUCUUCAAGCAUUUAUUGUCAAUAUUGUUUGAUGAGACGUUCGCAUUAUUGAGUAUAUUCCCUGUACUUUAAGUCAUUCGUGCUGCAGUUUCCAAUUGCUCUAAAUUCUGUUAACCACAUCCGAUAUGAUCAAUCAUUUUUUCUUGCCUUUCAGAAGCUGGGUGCUAAUAAAUUCCUCUUUUUCCAACAUUA